Messenger RNA from Mya arenaria, 636 nucleotides. RefSeq lists its product as uncharacterized. The record is from RefSeq and is a predicted model, not a curated record. The coding region runs from base 1 to 636 and encodes 211 amino acids. The transcript has a single exon. Lineage: Eukaryota; Metazoa; Mollusca; Bivalvia; Myida; Myidae.
AUGACCCCCAUCCCUUCUCCAAAGUGUUCUGGCCGUGGACAACCAAUGACCCCCAUCCCUACUCCAAAGCGUUCUGGCCAUGAACAACCAAUGAUGCCUAUCUAUACUCCAAAGUGUUCUGGCAAUGGACAACAAAUGGCGUCCAUCCCUACUCCAAAGCGUUCUGGCCAUGGACAACCAAUGACCCCCAUCCCUACUACAAAGCGUUCUGGCCAUGAACAACCAAUGACCCCCAUCCCUACUCCAAAGCGUUCUGGCCUUGGACAACCAAUUACGCCAAUCCCUACUCCAAAAUGUUCUGGCCAUGAACAACCAAUGACUCCCCUUCCUACUCCAAAGCGUUCUGGCCAUGAACAACCAAUGAUGCCUAUCUAUACUCCAAAGUGUUCUGGCAAUGGACAACAAAUGGCGUCCAUCCCUACUCCAAAAUGUUCUGGCCGUGGACAACAAAUGACCCCCAUCCCUACUACAAAGUGUUCUGGCCGUGGACAACAAAUGACCCCCAUUCUUACUCCAAAGCGUUCUGGCCAUGAACAACCAAUGAAACCCGUCCCCCUUCCAAAGCAGUAUUGGCCACGAACAACCAAUGAAGCCUGUCCCUCUUCCAAAGCAGUAUUGGCCAUGAACAACCAAUGA